GAUAAUUCAUAUCUUAGGUUCAGCAUGACAAUGAUACGGUUCGCAAGUCAACAACCUAGGAGGAAAAUAAAUCGCAGGUUGUAAAUUGUAACAUUUCAGAGAUUCUUGGAUUAUUGGAUUAGAUUAGGGUUUUUCAGUUUAUUCUCUGUUUUUUCAAAAUGUCUAGAUUUUUAACUCUCCACCCUUACAAUCCUUUCAUCUUUCUUCCAAAUUCAUCCUCUAACUAUCCUUGUCACUCUUCCUUUUCCAACCGAACCACCUUCACUGUCUUUUCUACUCAUUCCAAUCCUAACCUUCUCAAAACCAACCGAAGAUCAACCUAUAGUAAACCCCUCUUCCCGUAUAACCUUGAUGAUGAUGACGACGAUGACGAUGACGAUGAUGAUGAUGAUGAUGAUGACGACGAUGAUGAUUUGUUCUCUGAUGAAUUUGCUGAGUCUGCUGAAUUUCAUGCUAAAGACAAGAGAUCGAAAUCAAACACAAUUGCAGAUAGACAAAGUAGUAAUUUGCCCAUAAGUCGGAGAAUAGCAUCCUUGCAACAAAAUAAGAGUGGAAAGUUUGGUAGAAAUUCUAGGUCGGAAAGAUAUCCAGAGGUGUCUGAAGAGAUUGAUUUGGAUGUGAAAUGGUUGCCACUUCUCGAUUACUUAAGCACCUUUGGAAUUAAGGAAUCGCAAUUGGUCCAAAUUUAUAUGAAGCACAGGUCGUCAUUUAAAAUUAAUGUAUGUUCUGCACAGGAAAGGUUAGAUUACUUAAUGAGUCUUGGAGUUAAACAUAAAGAUAUAAAGAGAAUCCUUUUGCGGCAUCCGCAGAUUCUCGGGUACUUGGUGGAGAACAAUUUGAAGGCACAUGUAGAUUUCUUAAUGAGCUUGGGCGUACCUAGUUCCAAAAUAGGGCAACUUAUUGCUGUUACUCCGUCCCUUUUUUCUUACAGUCUUGAGAAAUCGUUAAAACCAACGGUGAAAUAUUUAAUUGAGGAAGUUGGCAUCAAUGAAAAAAAUUUGGGUAAAGUCAUUCAACUGAGUCCUCAAAUUCUAGUCCAGAGUAUUGACAUUUCGUGGAAUACUCGAUUAAUGUUCUUUACCAAAGAGUUGGGUGCGUCAAAAGAGAGCGUUGUGAAGAUGGUAACAAAACACCCGCAGCUUCUCCAUUACAGCAUUGAUGACGGAUUGCUUCCAAGAAUAAAUUUCCUCAGGAGCGUAGGAAUGAAAAAUGACGACAUCUUGAAAAUCUUAACUAGCCUUACACAGGUGCUAUCGCUCUCCUUGGAGGCUAACCUAAAGCCGAAGUAUUUGUACUUGGUGAAUGAACUUCACAAUGAGGCGCAAUCCCUGACCAAAUACCCUAUGUACCUAAGCUUGUCUCUGGAUCAGAGAAUUCGCCCUCGUCACAGGUUCUUGGUUUUUCUAAAGAAAGCUCCCGAAGGACCAUUUCCUCUAGGGUCUCUACUUCCAACUGACGAAAGCUUUUGUCAAAAAUGGGCUGGAACUACUCUUGAUAAAUAUAUGGCAUUUCGCCAGAGAUCUUCCCUCAAAAAUUUAGCUGAGAAAUAUGACCGAAAAAUGUGAAAAAAACAGAAUCAAGGAAAUUAUCAGCAAUUUCUUGUAAUUUACUAUCGCCAUUCAACAUGUUCAAUCAUUGGAGUUUACUAAGUAAGCCAUGUGCACAUAAUUUCACGAUACAAACACCAGUGUCUUAUUCUCAGCCGAAGCUGAUCAAUUUCUCAUUGCGAAAUUUAUCCUUGCUGUUUAUGUUGGCCUGAAAGAGCAUGUCACGGUGCCGUCUAUCAUCAUCAGGUUAUGGUCAACAUGUAGAUUGAAGAAAGAAGCUGUAUAAACUUAAAACCAAACUUGUGAAUUCUCUCAUUUUUAUGCAUUGCAUUUAUAAUUCUUUCUUUCUUUAGGUGUUUUCAUUGUUGUGUAUCUCAAAUCAAGAGGAUCAUUUUUUUUGUUACAAUUGUUAUCAUCAUCAUAGCAUACAUAGACAAUUAUUUUUUGUUGUGUAUCUCAGUUAUUUGUAAACUUUUUAGAUUUACAAAUCUUAUCCUAUUAACUUGAAUACCAUAACUAUGUUGUAAUCAAUGUAUAUAAGCUUUCCACAUCUCAAAUCAACAGACCAUUUUACUCUAAAAGUUAUUAACUUGUAUUAACUUAAACUGUACAAACAUAGCUUAAAAGUCUAAGGUGUACUAAUCAUCAUCAAACAUAAAAUUUUAAAUUAAAAUCCUAUUAAAUUUGUACUGACCUGAAGAUCAGAACCAGAAAGGGUCACGAACGUCUUGCACAAUGUUGAUGAUGUCUAGGAGGGGGUGUAUCUGCAAGGUAUUCCGACGAUCAAGUCAGUAGGA
This is a messenger RNA of Vicia villosa (hairy vetch), 2344 nucleotides long. Its product is annotated as transcription termination factor MTERF9, chloroplastic. Gene Ontology annotation, molecular function: double-stranded DNA binding. Bases 159 to 1565 code for a protein of 468 amino acids. Lineage: Eukaryota; Viridiplantae; Streptophyta; Magnoliopsida; Fabales; Fabaceae. The record is from RefSeq and is a predicted model, not a curated record. Gene Ontology annotation, biological process: regulation of DNA-templated transcription. The transcript is spliced from 6 exons.